AUCCCCGCGAUCAGUUGCCUCCAUCGGCCCAACAAACAAUAUAAAAAGAGACAGCCGAGAUGGAUGACUUUCUGUUGGACCUGGUGGAGGUUCUCAAGGACAACGAGCAGGACCUUGAGCGAAUGUUCCUCGGACUCAACAAUCUGCAACAAAAGAAAGGAAAUGGAACCACCUUGUUUGGCGCUGAAGUGAUUCAGUUCUUUUCUUCCCCGGUUGCGGACGGUCCGGAGGAACUUCAUCGUAAAACUCGCCAGGUGGAUGGAAAGCUUCUGGUGCGUAGAUUCCUAUCCAUAACCAACGACAUUCUUCAUGGGCAAGCGGAUGAAUGUCUUUUGGGAUUGGUCGAGGCCACACAAAGGAUAUUGGAGUCGGAGGAGCCACAAAAGAGAAGGUCCGCCUGCUACCUGAUGUGCACUUUGAAGCUAUUGAGCAAAACUGAGGAAGUGCUUGGUGAAUCCCUAAUGAAAGCCCUAGAAUGCGAUGCUGAGCAGUUUUCCGCCUUCACGAAAAUCAUCGAAGGCCUGGAGAACCAGCAGAGCGACCAGGUUGUGGACACUCUGAGCUCCCAGCUACCCCGGUUGGGGCUACUCCCGCACAAACGAGGGAGGAUGUUUAUUUCGAGACCAGCAAAUCCAUUGAGAUGGAUGCGCUUCUUGUGCCUUAGACUUCUGCAGGAGCAGAGAGUCCCGGUCUUGCGUGAGGCCCUCCGCUUCAUUCUGACCCACAUACCCUUUCACCAACUGUGUAGUCUUAAUCUGCUGCAGGAGCUCCUGACUGCCACCAAUAUAAGCCAGCUGUACGACUACGAUGACCCUAGCUGCCUAACAGAUGAGCCUCUUGCAGUGUUUCGCACAACCGCUUCUGAUCGCCUUGCAGAGGCUAUAGCUCAAAAUUCCUGGAACAGCGUCCCUUUUCUGCAUUGGAGGCCAUGGUGCCUAAACACUGGGUCAAAGGAGUCUCUCUUAAAGUGCUGCUCUAUACUUAGUGCCAUCGAAAACGAAUAUCUGCGAGCUAUAGGCAGGAAUUCAGUGUUAUAUUCGAUCCCAGAACUAACCUUGUCGGAAUAUUUUUUUUAAAGAAGCUAAGCAAAGUCCCUAAACGCAAACACGGUUGGUGGCGACUUUACAUAUACCCGGAUCGGGAAGAUAAUUUCGACAAUGAAGUCGUGGAGUUCUAUCGCACUGUUUAUAAUGUGGACAUUCCAUUACUUCUCGGCGGUUCCAGUAUCGACGAAAUUCAACUUGAAUUAAUUAACAAACUGGAGUGCCAGACCAACGAUGAGAGAUCAUUCUUGAAAGCGCGAUGUGUGGAUCUCUACGUCAGGUACGCCGUAAAGACCUGGGAACAGUUAGAGGACCUAAACUUAAAUCCCAUAGAACUAUUGAACCAGGGAACCCGUGACACUUUUUGUGCACUGUUAAGAUUAUUGGGAUUUCAUAAGAAAAAAAUUGAAGAUGCGAUGGUUCUGCCAGCUCUCUGCGACCGUUUGCAGGAUCGCUGUUUUGAAUUAGAUGCUAUCCUAAACUACGCUAAAAAGAAUCUGACGGUGGAGGAGUGUGAAAACAUCAUAACGCAUUUUGUGAACAAGAAGUUUUACAACAUGAACGUAGUUCCAAGAGUGUCAAAAUCGUUUUACCUGAAAAUGAUUCUGGAGGGCGAACCCACAACAGGAUAUGAACGCAUUGAGGCCGCUUAUUUAUUAAAAGUACACGGAGUACCAAGUUCUAGUGCAAGGGCUCGGCGUUACAUGGUUGAGGAGGGCACCUUUACAAAUCGAAAUUAUUUUAGUGAUGAUUGGGAAGUGCUUGGUGACCUGCUGAGCAUCAACGAGGAGCUGUCGUCGAAACGUUACACUAAAAACUCCAAAGUGCACAGAAAAAAAAUGCGUGUUGCCUACGCUCUGAUUGCAUGGAAAUCACAAUCCUCGUAUGGGAGAUGGUCAGAUACGUUGUGGAAGGCUUUGUUUUGCCCAAACGAUCUACUAGGAAUAACCAUCAUGUACGAGGUCUUGGUGGCACUACUCUUGCCAAGCAUAGAUGUGCUACUGGGCAAGCUGAAGAUGUUGGCCACUCUGAAGGAAACACAGCAGGAAUCCCUUCUGUCCGUAACCCACAUUUACGUAUUGCAACAUUGGGACAAUCCUAAAGUGGAAGCAAAGUUGGAGUACACUUUGACUUUACUCCAUUCGUUCACAAAUAACGCCAGUCGGCAAACACGUCUUCUCGGGCAAUUAAUAGUACACAGAUUGGCAACCAAGUGGAAGGAAACGAGUACUCGCCUUACUAAAGCAGAUGAAAUAAGAAACACCAUAGAAGCUGAUUUGGCAGAGAAACUUGAAGAGCUUCAGAGCGAGCCUCGCCUAUUGCUCCCACAAAUUGCUAUGUGCAGGCAAGCAGAAACUUCCGAAAAACUGCUUUGGAUCACAAAUGCUCCACUUGAUGAAUGUAUCACGCCAUUCACAUUUCUAAACAACGUUCGUGAUUCAUUUGGAGCAGGACAAAUAAUAUCUAGCGCAGAGAUAUAAGCUAAACAAACAUACUGGAACUAACCAUUUGUUUAUUUACAACUCUAAAUGAAUUAUUUGGCAUACGCAAUUAAAGUAAGAUAUGUUGUAAUCAAAUGGGAUUAUCAGGAAAUAAACAAUUAUCCAAGUUAUUCAA
Molecule: messenger RNA, 2660 nt
Organism: Drosophila biarmipes
Lineage: Eukaryota; Metazoa; Arthropoda; Insecta; Diptera; Drosophilidae
Exons: 7
Coding region: 60-1076 (338 amino acids)
Source: RefSeq, a predicted model, not a curated record